CUGUUACACUGUUUCCUAAAUUCCUAUGCGCUGCCCUAGUUGCAAGUCUAAGUUUUUGAGUGGGGCCCCAGAGCCCCCAGAACGAGAACAUAUUGCUGAAAUGAAACCUCACAUCAGCCCCUACAAGGAAACGAGACUGUGAGAUUGCAGAGAGCCACCAGCCUUUGUGGGGGGAUCACCCUCAGGCCAGGGGCAGGACAAGGGAGGGCAGAAACUGGAUCCACCUUGUCUCCCAGCUCUGGCUCUCCAAGUCCCUUCAGGGCCUCAACUUCCCCUCAAGGCUUCAAGCAAUGAGCAGAGUGAGCACACCAAGUUCACCAAGGAACGAAGUUAAAUUCAAUUUCAUUGUGCAAAUGUUCUACAUAUUCUUAAAAUCCAUUCACCAGCUGAUGGGCAUCUUAGCUGUCUUCAUUUCUUGGAUGUUGUAAAGAGAGCAGCAGCAAACCUGGAUGAGCAGGGGGCUACUGGCAUUCACUCUCGUCUAUUCUACACAACUGCAUUCAUGAGGGUAAAAUGGAAUGGAGAGAGAGCAAAGGACAACUUUUCAUUAUCUCAGAGCACAAAAUUCCACUGUAAAUAUUACUCAUCUUCCCUCACAAAGAAAUAUUCUGAAGAAUCCAUCAAGAUUUCUGUCUGGUCAAGUCCAAGCAUCAUCCCUGUCUUAUCCCCCAGCAGGAAAAAUGAAACAUAUUAUCAGUCCAUAUGAACACACCAACGACACAGCAAGAAACAAUUCCGAUUGCCCGGAUGUAGUUUUGCCAGAAGAGAUAUUUUUCACAAUCUCCAUCAUUGGUGUUCUGGAGAACCUGAUCGUCCUCCUGGCUGUGAUCAAGAAUAAGAAUCUCCAGUCCCCCAUGUACUUUUUUAUCUGCAGCUUGGCCAUUUCUGACAUGUUGGGCAGUCUGUACAAGAUAUUGGAAAACAUCCUGAUCAUGUUAAGGAACCGGGGUUAUCUCAAGCCUCGUGGCAAUUUUGAAAGUACAGCCGAUGACAUCAUUGACUGCUUGUUCAUCCUCUCUUUGCUGGGCUCCAUCUUCAGCCUGUCUGUGAUUGCUGCCGAUCGCUACAUCACCAUCUUCCAUGCCCUGCAAUACCACAGCAUUGUGACCAUGCGCCGCACCAUCAUCACCCUAGCAGUAAUCUGGGUAUUCUGCACGGGGAGCGGCAUCGCCAUGGUGAUCUUCUCCCACCACAUCCCCACCGUUCUCACCUUCACGUCACUCUUCCCUUUGAUGCUAGUUUUCAUCCUGUGUCUCUACAUUCAUAUGUUCUUACUUGCCCGCUCCCAUGCUAGGAAGAUCUCUGCUCUUCCUAGAGCCAACAUGAAAGGUGCCAUCACACUGACUAUCCUUCUUGGGGUCUUCAUCUUCUGUUGGGCCCCCUUUGUCCUCCAUGUCCUCUUAAUGACCUUCUGCCCGAAUAACCCUUACUGUGUUUGCUACAUGUCUCUUUUCCAGAUCAAUGGCAUGUUGAUUAUGUGUAAUGCAGUCAUUGACCCCUUUAUAUAUGCCUUUCGGAGUCCAGAGCUCAGAGAUGCAUUCAAAAAGAUGCUCUCCUGCAGCAGGUAUCAGUAGAACUUUUGACCCCUGAUUUGAAUAUUGUAAAAGGGCCAAAUGGCAUGACAAUCUGACAAGUGCUGAUGCUUCUGGCCAGCAUCUUUCUUUAAUAGAGGGGGACCACACAUAGCUGGCUUCCUGCAGCUGCAAACUUUAUAGUGCACCUAGAGAGAUGAAAUUAUGGGCUGAAAAGAACAAUAUACAAUGUAACAUAGCAAUGCAAAUGUGAGGACUUUGGUUUAAGCGAUUAUUUGUUCUAGUGUGGGUACCUGGCAAAAUUGUCCUAGGAAGCCUUUCCAAGUUGGAAGCCAUGGCAACCAAUUCUCUAAGUUAAAGUACUUUUUAAACAUCUAACUAACUAACUGUGUUGGUUAGGUUUCUAUUUCUGUGGCAAAUACGCACAUUUAAUCAACUUUGAAAAAGGAAAGAUUUAUUUUGUCUCAUAAAUUGAGAGGUUUUGGUUCUUGGUACCUGGCUGUUGGUUGGGCCUAUGGUGAAGCAGCUCAUCAUGAUGGAAUCAUGUAUUAAAACAACUCAUGGCAGCCAGAAACCCAUGGUUAAGAAGAAAAGAUGGGUGUUUGAUAGUCUUCUUUGAUGGUAAAAUCUCAAUAAACUGAGAUUUACCACCAGACCCCACCUCUUAAAGGCUGUUUUCUGGUGGCAGCUAACUAAAGACCAAGUCUUUAACACAUGAGGGUCACUUACCUAAACCAUAAUAGAGAGUGCCUCAGUUCAGAAACUACAGUGUUCUUGUAAGACAAAUAUGCUAAUUAAUCACCACCGCUAAAUAGCCCAUCUCUCGUGUAGUCAGCUUUUAAAUUUCCAAGAAUAAAUGACUCUUCUUUGCUCAGUCAGGAUUCCGCUCACUCUUCAAAUCUCUCCCUACUUCCAUUUCCUCAAACUUUCAAAGCAAAAAUCUCUCAAAGGGGAGAAUUCACAUAUUAACCCAUUUGAGUCCUAUUCAGGAAUAUAUAAUGUACACUGUAUUAGGGAAGGGAAGGAAAGAGAGAUAUAAGGAGAGAGGGAGAGAGAGAGAGAGAGAGAGAGAGAGAGAGAGAGAGAGAGAGAGAGAGAGAGAAUAUAUCAGAGUCAGAAUCAUGUUUUUGAGUAUGGGGUAACUAAGACCAAAACAUUUCAAGCAUCAUGCUAUUACUAGAGACUCAAGCCAAGGACAUGAUAUGAUGAAAAAGAAUCUCUUUUUCUUCAUAAGCAAGUUCAAAAUGUAGGCACAUAAAAUCAUUGAACAUUGUAUUCUGCAUGAAGUAAUAGAUGUCCAAUAUUGAAACGUGGCAUUCUAAAUAGUAGUAAAAGAAAAAAGCUUUCAAGUUCAACCAUUAAUAACACAGUUAAAGAAGAAGCUCAGAGCAUAGGAGGUUGCAGUGCAAGUCCUUGCUAAACUGGAGAGAACUAUCGGUGAUAGAAGGAUCCAGGGGCUUCUCUAGUCUCCCUGAAUUCUCAGCAUCUUCUGGGAGAGACAGCUUCUUGCCUUCUGUCUCCAAAUCCUGUUGUAUUAAAGUUUCUGGGGAAACCAAAGAAAAGACAUGGGGUAGAAAAAGUAUGAUUUAUAAGGGUUGAGGAUGUGCCAGAAGAGAGGAAAGUAGAGAAAGUCAUAUUCAAGAGGGGAGAAGUGCUUAUAUGCUGAGCUGGGGAAAUGUGGGACAUGGCCGGCCAGAGACAUGGCCUUUCUCAAAGACUGGCAUGAUCAACACAGCUAAGUAUAACUCGUGUCUGAUUUCCACAUGGCUUUCCAGUAGUGAGAAUUUCUGUUUCCCACUGAUACUUUAUUGCACUGUAUGAAUUCAUACUUUGUUCUUUUGUUACUGUCUGCUACCUAGGUUUACCCGAAUUGCUAAUCAUACUAGUAAUGCUUCUAUGAACAUUCCUGUGUGUGAAUAUGCAAAAUAGUUUCUCCAGAAUAUAUUCAUUAAAUAGGCACGCUUCAACUUAACCAGAGAAUUGAAAACUGUUUUUCCAAAAUGGUUAUGCCAACCACAUUCUCCUUACUGGGGUGCAAAAAUUCCAGUAGGCCUGUAUCUUCACCAGUUCCUUAUGCCCUCAAAGUCUUGGUAAUGUGACAGAUAUCUGAUGCCCAUCUUUGACUGCUCACGAAAGUGAGUAGAUUUGAUAUUGUUUGUGUUUCAUGAACUCUUGCUCAUGCAUUUCAUUGGUCUGUCUUGGAGAUUCCUAGGUGAACUUGACAGGUAUUUGUAAGUAGAACCCUUAUUCUCCCUGUCUUUUCCUGGCUGGAGUCUAUGACAGUGGUGACAGGGAGCAGAGAUUGAGGGAUUCUUCGUGUUUUUCCUAAAUUUAAGUAGAAAUACAACUUCGAGUUUUUCCAAUAUGGUUAUUUUUUUUUUUUGAAAGUUGUGUUCUACUAAAUUGAAGACAUUCUUUCCUUACAUUGUUUCCUAACAAUGCUUUUAUCAUAAAUGAUCAUCGACCUUUUAAUGCAUCCUCAGUAACAGCCGAUCAUUUGCUAAAUCAUUAGUGGAGUAAAUAACAUUAAAAGAUUUUUUUAAAAUUGACCAACCUUUACAAACUACAAAUAGUGUGAUAUUAUAUAAAUUGUAAAUAAAGUUAAAAUAUGUCAUUCGACAAGACUUAUUCUGAAUCAUACUUUUAUAUAUUCAAAGAUUUUAUACUAAUAUGAUUUAGUAAAUAUUUUUGAAUGGACGAUAAUGGAUUGUAUAAAAGAAAAGGCAAUAAUUAUGGAAGAAAAGGUUAUGAAUUUGAGAGCAAGUGGAAAGAACAUGGAAGGAGUUGUAAGGAGUAAGGGAGGGAUAGAAAUGAUGUCAAUACAGUACUUAUGUAUAAAAUUCUCAGAAAAAAAUAAAA
Messenger RNA from Chionomys nivalis (European snow vole), 4391 nucleotides. It is a transcript of the gene Mc2r, whose product is annotated as melanocortin 2 receptor. Gene Ontology annotation, cellular component: membrane. Gene Ontology annotation, molecular function: corticotropin receptor activity. The transcript has 5 exons. NCBI's taxonomy places the organism in Eukaryota, Metazoa, Chordata, Mammalia, Rodentia, Cricetidae. Gene Ontology annotation, biological process: G protein-coupled receptor signaling pathway. The coding region runs from base 519 to 1574 and encodes 351 amino acids. The record is from RefSeq and is a predicted model, not a curated record.